This is a messenger RNA of Exaiptasia diaphana, 1391 nucleotides long. RefSeq names its product putative histone-lysine N-methyltransferase PRDM6. The record is from RefSeq and is a predicted model, not a curated record. Bases 9 to 917 code for a protein of 302 amino acids. The transcript has 2 exons. NCBI's taxonomy places the organism in Eukaryota, Metazoa, Cnidaria, Anthozoa, Actiniaria, Aiptasiidae. Gene Ontology annotation, cellular component: nucleus.
CACAGUUCAUGGGGAUUCCUUUGGAAAUUCGCGAAACCGAGGGAAUUUACCAAAGAGCUGUAGACCCGACAAAGAAAUACGAUGAAGUUGUUGUAGUAGUAUCAUCAGCUCAAGACAACCUUGGAACAUAUCAAACAACACAGGCCCCGACCCUCGACGAAGCCAGUUCUAUGCCUUACAAGAAUCUGUCAAAAUCCAUUGCAACAGAGUGUGCAAUCGAAGAUAAUAACGACAACGACGCUAUACGUCGUUCAAGACCACAAGAAAUUGCAUCUGCCUCUGACGCACGAUCAAAUCAAACAACAGCUCGUCGAUUGUCCGAACCAAGCACAUCUGAUCUGUUGUUGAGGAGACAGAAGAGCUUACCCAGUCGUAGUUCUACUGGAUUAUGGUCGAGACAAAGUCUUGAAGAACAACAAGGAUUUCAAACGAGGACUGAUGGAAACCCCCAAAUUCUAUCUGGACAGACAAACCUAGAAGUUCCCUCUAGUGUUCAAAGCAGAAAACGUCCUAAGCAUAGUGAGAACGUCCGAGGUACAACAGAGACCCGAGUAGCAAGUCCUACGGAAAGCAACGCAUUUAAAUGCGGUCAAUGUGGUAAAACGUUUCCUCAGAGAUCUGUUCUACAGAUUCAUGUCUGUCCAAAGCAACCAUACAAGCCGUACCACUGUGGACACUGCAAUAGAUUAUUUGAUGAUCCGAACGAGCUUCGAAAUCACGCAAUGAUACACACCAACGAGAAGCCAUUCAAGUGUGGUUAUUGUUCGAGAUCAUUUUCUGGCGCGACAACGCUUAACAAUCAUAUCAGGACUCACACUGGAGAGAAGCCAUUUGAAUGCAGACUAUGCGGGAAAACAUUUUCGCAAGCUUCUCAACUUAGUCGACAUGAAAAAAUACCCGGAGAUUGCAUUGAAUAACUUUUAUAGCUCAUUGGUAAAGACUUGGUGAUGCUGCAGUGUUCAGUAGUGGGUAGACCAUAUCGCGUUCACUAUAGGUGUUUCCCGCAGUUAUCUAAAUAGCGUUUCACGACAUGUAACUUUACAGCUUUCAAUAUUACUUUAGUUUGGGAGAGUUCGAGUUAAUGAAUAAAAUUUCCCGAAAAUUGUAGUUACAAAAAAAGAAGUUUUUAUUGUGCAAGAGGCCAUACUGCGCGAUGAUCAGGAUUGAUGUUGGGCUGAUUUGGCAUGACAAUAAAAAAUUCAUUCAAAUAGCACAUGGGAAAGCAAUAAACAAUGUUAUAACAAACUUGACAUUGAAUGAAUUCAUUACAAUCCAAGAGUUGGUUUCAAAGUUUCAAGUUCACUGAUACAUUAGUUUAUUUUUUAUUGAUACUUCUCAUGUACAACGUUUCAAAUAAUUACAACUAUUAAACCAUGAACUAUAUACAGUUA